This is a messenger RNA of Colletotrichum truncatum, 1047 nucleotides long. RefSeq lists its product as uncharacterized. The record is from RefSeq and is a predicted model, not a curated record. Gene Ontology annotation, molecular function: N-acetyltransferase activity. NCBI's taxonomy places the organism in Eukaryota, Fungi, Ascomycota, Sordariomycetes, Glomerellales, Glomerellaceae.
AUGAUUGCAUUCCAUAAGACAUUUCAUAGAUGCUUGAACCAGCUACUAUCUUCCACAGAGACAACCGCGGGGAGUGAACAUCUUAACCUCGCGGGGAAGGAGAUAGUUGCAGUACCCAAAUUACCGCUCAUUCCCUACUUGGAAGAAAGUAUGACAUUCCCUAUGUCUAGACUAUACUUUUUGCGCCUGUUGUUCAAAGCACUCGUGUAUGCUCCGAUCGAUCCCUUAGAGUGGGUUGGACCGCCCAUCGGGAGCACGCGACCGCCUUUCAGCAACUUGCAAUAUUUCCAUCUGCCGCAACAGGAAACCCGCAGCCUCUUGCGCCAAUGCAGACAACACCAAACAAGCAUCACAGCUCUUUUAACUGUUCUGGUGGCCAUUGGUUUAUCCGUUCUGCAUACGCCUAGUACGCGUUUUACGGCCUCCGUACCCUUCUCGCUUAGAAAGUAUUCGAAACACGCCCAAGAUGACAUGGGCUGCUUUACUAGUAUUGCGGAGCCGCGCUUUUGCGCAGACGACAACCCACCACCGGGCUACAUUCCGUGUCAGCGCACUGCCAGUUCUUCCCAAGAUGAUGACAACACAUUGUCCUCUACAAACGACUCGAAACUCUGGGCGUCUGCGAACAUGUGCAAACAAUUUCUACGCCAACGAAGCGCUUCAACGGCGAACCUCACCAACGGUCUUCUGAAAUUCAAAAAUGACCAUCGCAAUGGAUUCCUGAGAUCGAGUGGAACUUCUAGGCGGCAUGCUUUUACCUUGACCAACCUUGGGGUUGUGGAUAGUCAGGCUUCGCAAAUCGACGAACAAGCUGCUCGGCCAAGGGCCAGUGUUGAUAGGUUUGUGUUGUCGGCGGGGAUAGCAACUAACGGAGCGCCGUACACAGUUUGUGUAGUUUCUCAAGCUGGGGGCUAUAUGGGUAUCACAGUGAACUGGGAGGCCGGUGUUGUAGAAGAUGAGAGUGCAAAUUGGCUUUUGGCUUUCCUCGAGAAAGAACUCAAACGGUUAUCAGCCCAAGUCAAGUACACCGAGUCUUCUAGGCUUUGA